Messenger RNA from Phycodurus eques (leafy seadragon), 5101 nucleotides. It is a transcript of the gene klf15, whose product is annotated as Kruppel like factor 15. Gene Ontology annotation, molecular function: DNA-binding transcription factor activity, RNA polymerase II-specific; RNA polymerase II cis-regulatory region sequence-specific DNA binding. The transcript is spliced from 3 exons. Gene Ontology annotation, biological process: regulation of transcription by RNA polymerase II. Lineage: Eukaryota; Metazoa; Chordata; Actinopteri; Syngnathiformes; Syngnathidae. Bases 218 to 1795 code for a protein of 525 amino acids. The record is from RefSeq and is a predicted model, not a curated record.
AUGCGCUAUGCACCCACCCGCGGAGUGUUUUCACCAUUACGCACGGAGGAACACUUGGACGAGGAGAGCGCGGUGCAGUCAGGAGAGUUAAAACCUCGUUUUUCACACGCACAGGAGGAUGAGAGACAUUUUCAUUAAUAUUUAGCCAAGUCUCCAAACUUGCAUCAAAACAUCUUGAGAGCAGAGCAGAGUCCAGCUGCCAUUCACCCUAACAGGAAUGGUGGAUCACUUACCGCUUGGUGAGGAGACCUUCCUGUACUAUACUAGCUCAUCGGUGUGUGACCACAGCAGCCUCUGUCGCAAUGCCAGCGAGGUGGUGUCCCGACGUGUCAUGGUGACCGACGCGUGCAUCUACCACCCCUACCAAGGGGUGUCCUCUUCGCCCGGGCUCUCUGAGGAUGACCUCAGCUUCUCCUCCAGUCCUCGAUCCUCCCUCUGCUCCAGCCCGGAAUCGCUCUCGCCCAAAUCCCACGCCCACGUAAACUCCGGCUAUGAGGCGAGGAGCUCUUCUGGAGGUGAGAGUCAAGACAGCCUGCUAGAUCUCCUCCUCUCGCAGGGAAUGACCACCUCAAUGAGCUCCAGCAUCAGCAGCAGCAGCUUGCUCUCCAUACCACCUCCCUCAUCUUCCACUGCCCCUCUUUUACCUAUGGGCCUCACUUGGGAGUCCAAGAGGGACCAGAGGCUGGGCCUCGUGCAGCACCAAGCCAAAGAGGACUAUUCCGAGUUCCCGAUUCUCCUGGAUGAGCUACAGGAUCCUGCGGCGAUUCUUUUUCAGCCCACUCUGGAAGAGAUUGAGGAGUUCUUGGAGGAGAACAUGGUGGUGGCGAUGGAGAAGGAAGACGAGGGGAGCGACGAGGCAAUGUCACCAACACCAGAGGACUCAGAGGCUGAAAGCGUAAAGACGAUAGCCAUAGAGGUCUUGCAGAACACAGAUCAGACUGUACCUGUGUCCCAUUCGCCACUGUCCGCCCACACGGAGACCAAACAGACACUAAAUGCAUCUAACUUGGAGAGUUCAUCAACAGUCGAUGUGAGCUGUAUAAGUUUGAGUUCCUCUUGCAAUGAAGUCAAUGGAAUCAAACAGGAAGACUGUGGUUCUCCAUCAGCCUCAGGAAAAAACAACAGUGGUGCUUCCAGUGUGCCGGUCAUCUUACAAAUCCAACCCAUCCAGAUCAAACAGGAGCCUUACCCAUGCACUGUCUCAGACACUCAGACCCAAGAAGCUCAAUUCCAGAAGUCUCAAUCGACGCAGGGUCCAUUGGAUAUCAAGAUUGCCCAGCUUCUGGUCAACAUCCAGGGCCAAACCUUUGCCCUAGUGCCUCAGCUGCUUUCCCCAGCGAACAUUGCAUUUGGGAACAAAAAUUCAUCUAAAUUUGUACGGAUUGCGCCAGUGCCCAUUGCUGCCAAACCCACCGGGCUUGGGGAAGGUAGUGGAGCAACCACAGGGGUCCUCGCUGGAGGGCAGAGGUACCAGAAGAGCGCAGUGGCAGACCUUAUUAAAAUGCACAAGUGCUCUUUUCCGGGCUGUAAUAAGAUGUACACCAAAAGCAGCCACCUUAAAGCUCAUCUGAGGAGGCACACUGGAGAAAAGCCUUUCGCAUGCACAUGGCCCGGUUGUGGAUGGAGGUUCUCUCGAUCCGAUGAGCUGUCCCGACACCGGCGCUCUCACUCCGGAGUAAAACCAUACCAGUGCAUCGUCUGUGAGAAGAAGUUUGCCCGCAGCGAUCACCUGUCAAAACACCUCAAAGUCCACCGCUUUCCACGAAGCAGCAGGACAGGGCGCUCUGCAAACUGACCCCUUCGACCCCCGCUCUGAAAGACUGACGCGAAGCGAGGGGCGGGCGCAUGUGACGAAGGAGAGAGGAGGACAUGGGGAGGAUUCAAGUAGUUUGCGCCGGACUUGAGUGUUCAAACGCACGUGUGACGUUCGUACUGUGAUCAUUUAAUGGGUGGCAAUGAAAUGACUGUAUAAGGUAAAAAAAAAAAAAAAAAAAAAAAUUACUUGACACGCAACCCUCGUGUGGAAGUGGAAUAAGCUUCUUGUACAGAACAACUUUAUUUUUGUCUCGCUCAAUCUUGGGACUAAUUAUAAUUGAAGAUCAAUUUGCUGUUCAGAGUAUUUUUUACACUUGCAGGCGUGUAUAUUGUUUAUGUCUAAAAAGCCUUCUAUAAAAGUUGUAUCACUGAGGUUUCUGGUACUCAAAAAACCCAAGUGAUUCUUUUUUUUUUUUGCCUUUACGGAGCCAAAUGUUGCCACACAGGAUCAAGAAACACAUUUGUUAUGAUAUUAAUUUAAUAUGCCGGACAUUUUAUUGACGCGCUUUGUGAAUAAUUGUGGCCUUCGUUUAAUGAGUCCCCUGCCAAGUAAAGGGACUACGAGUCGGUGCUUCUUAACUGAGCUUCUAACUUUCAAGUUCAAACAAGUACGCAAUUGGUUUUGAAUUAUAAUUUUUUUUUCCCGCCAUUACUCCUGCAAGUCACUGCUGCAAAGAGUCAGCUGUGAACCAAUUGUCUUCAAACCGGAAUUGCUGGUGUAUAUCAAAGCGAGAACCCAAAACAUAUUAAAACGGAUACAACUUUUGACUUGUCAUCUUUAAAGUCCCUGUAAAGUGAAAACGAAAAGGUUUUCUACAUUGACACGCCACAGAGAAGUGUCUUUAACAACCCAUCCAAAUUGGAAUGAUUAAAAUAUUCGACAAGCGUAUAAAAUAGAGCUUCAGAGUAAUAAAGAAUCAAGUCGUUGUCGCCGCUCUCAAAUACUGUGGGCGUGUCCACUCAGUGCGCUGAAACCAUCAACUGUCCAUCAAAUACCAACUUGCCUUUACAUAACUACAUCUUUGAGCUGUGAAAAUAUAUCCGCUUAAAGCUGUUGGUGGUGACUUUUUCCACACCGCCACAAUUGCACCGGAUAACCGCUGUAAAAUAUCAGGAAUACUGCAAUGGUGAAAAACAGUUUAACACGAUAGCUCCACAAUUGAGCAUGUACUACAUAGUUCGCAGUCUUUGCAAGUUUUCAGCAAUUAUCUUCACACAUGUGUCGUGUAUUCAGAAACAGAUCUCUGAAUUGACUUUACAGGGUCUUUAGGAAAUUAGUGUUUAUGUUUGAGCCAGAAUCUGCAUAAUUUUUACACUUUUACCAGCCACAACUCUCAACCAAUCAUCCUCAAACUGGAAUUCUAGGUCAGUGUCAAAGCUAGCACCCCAACGUUAUUCAAAGAUAUUUGACAGACAGCUUCCCAGGUUGCUGAAAUGUGUUUGUUUUCAGCAAUGCACCAAUCUCAUCUUCCUACCAGUUGUCUUCAGAUUUCUGGAAGCGUACCUGUCAAAACGUCCACCCUAUUGUCCUCCAACUGGAAUCCUUGGUCUAUUUCAUAGCAAGAAACCAAUUGAUUUUGAAUGAUAUGUUACAAAAAGUGCCAGAGGUAGCUAAGCUAUAUUUCUUUUUCGGCAAUGUACUAGUCACAGCUUUUGACCAGAACUAAUUAUUAGUCAAUAUCAGAGAAAGAACACUAUUGAUAUUCAAUUAUAUCUAUCAGACAACUGUCCAAGGUAUAAUAACCGUGCCUUAAUCAGUCACUUCCAAACAUGUUCCGUUUUAGCACUUUCAAUAGAUUGUGUCUUCAUCCACCAGGGCAAUAACCCCGAUAAGAUCCAAGAUGCUGCAGUUCUGCUCUUUUCUAAUCAGAGGUUUUGCACUGCUUCUUUUCUGCUUCUUCUUCCAUACAUGGAAGAGUAAAUGCUGCAUCGACAUUCCUUUGAGCUUUGAAUACGUUUCUCAGUUGAAUGGCAGGAAACCAAAAAAAAAAAUAAAAAAAAAGAACAUUGUAGAAGAAUAACGUUUGCUGCCAAAAUCAUGACAUUGUGUAAUUUGCACCGGCAUGCAAGACAUUUCUGUUUGUUUGCCCUCACUGAAUAUUUUGAGAGUUGCCGUGUUGUUGUAUUGUGGUCAAUCUUGACUCAGAAUCUCAGCAAUCCCUCGUUUGCCACAUCUGGUCAAAAUGUCUAGCAUCUGACAUUUUGUCACAUGGCAAAUGAAAUCAAAAGCUGGUGCUGGUUUAUCUUUUUACCAUUCAGGAAACACUUUGUAAUUGUUUUUGUUAGAAGUGAGCCAUUUCCUAAAACUUCAGCCCUGCCUACAUCUGUGAAGAGUGAUUUCCUUUUAAGCCACUGCGGUAAAUACGAAUGGACUGUGGUCAAUAAUGCAUUUAAAAGUGACAAAAAUUUGGUCAAGAGCUAAAGACGCAAAGCCGCUGGUAAUUAAACGUAUGACAUAACAACAUCAUACCUUCAAAUACACUAAAAUGAGCAGAUAAAGUUUGUUCGAAAAACAAUGCACCCGGGCACUGGAACUUUAGCACUGACUACAGAACAUUGGAGGGAUCUUGGCUGAUCUAGCAAUAGCUAUAGUCCACUAAAUUAGGGAAUCUAGGGUCACUUUGGCAAUGAUUUAAACAGUUUUCUACAAAUAUUUACUGAUUCUUGCUAACUGACUGCGUUCGAUGCGCAUUUAUCUACAAAUCUGGAUCUAUUUAUCUUUGCGCUGUUUGCUUUAUUGUCUGGUAAUCAGCAAUGACACUGAGUCAUUUAUAGUAAAUUCCUGGUUCAGCCUGGCCUGAAAUCACAUCUUUGGGUUUAUAGUCAACUGAAAAACUUGAAAAUAUGACAUUUUCCUGCCUCAAAAUGUGCCUUUGUUCUUGGAUUCUGAGGAAACAGCAGCUUUUGCUUCCAUUCAUAUUAUUUUCUUUUUUGUGUGUGUCUGUGUUGUAUUAGUUAAGGUAUUGUGGGAAGGCCAACAAAUUCUCUCAUCGGUUUGAGACUAAGCUUAUAGAUUGCUGAAUUCUAAAUUGUGUAACUUUUAGUGUUUGAGGUGAAGCAUGUGAAAAUGGACCGUCAUUUUUGUCAAUUGUUUUUUAUAAUGUAAACUCAUGAAUGUAUGUUGUAUAUACAUUUGAAAGGAGAAAACUGUAAUGUUCUGUGAUCAUGAAAUAUUUUCUGUAAAGAAAGUGUGUAAUAGAUUCAAAUACAUACUUAUAACAUGCGGCUCAUGUCAAAUGGCUUUAUUAAAAAGGCUUUGUAACAAUUUUACAGAGUAAAAAUGUAA